Molecule: messenger RNA, 261 nt
Organism: Fomitiporia mediterranea MF3/22
Lineage: Eukaryota; Fungi; Basidiomycota; Agaricomycetes; Hymenochaetales; Hymenochaetaceae
Exons: 2
Coding region: 1-261 (86 amino acids)
Biological process (GO): protein secretion
Source: RefSeq, a predicted model, not a curated record
AUGCCGACACCAGUGUUACUUUCCAGAUCACUCGACCCAUUACUCGGAAUCUUUACAGGCGUCUUCGCUUUCUAUCUCCACCAGACAAACCCUCGCACAGCGCCUCCUGCCGGUGAAACGUUCAAAGACCUCGUGUGCUGGAAAAGAGACAAGUGGAAGGCUUCUCGUUCGAAAGUUUUCCAUUUGGAGAAAGAUUCUGAGGCAGAAGCAAUGCUAGCCACCCUCUUGAAGGAAGACAAGACUGGUGAACAGACUCAAUAA